AUGACCAAUCCUCAGCCUACAAUUGAAGGUGGUGUUUCUGAAGUUGAGAUAAUUUCCCAACAAGUUGAAGAAGAGACCAAAAGCAUUGCUCCUGUGCAGCUUGUUAAUUUUGCUUAUCGAGAUCUGCCUUUAGCUGCCCUUGAUCUGUCUGUGGCUGGGUCCCAGCUUUUGUCAAAUUUGGAUGAGGAGUACCAAAGAGAAGGAUCUAACUGGCUAAAACCGUGCUGUGGGAGACGAGCAGCUGUGUGGCAGGUAUUUUUGCUCAGUGCAAGUCUCAACAGUUUCCUGGUAGCCUGUGUAGUAUUGGUGGUGAUUCUUCUGACUCUGGAACUCCUAAUAGAUAUAAAGCUUCUCCAGUUUUCAAGUGCUUCCCAGUUUGCAGGAGUAAUUCACUGGAUCAGCCUAGUCAUCCUCUCUGUUUUCUUUUCAGAGACUAUUUUGAGGAUUGUGGUCCUUGGCAUAUGGGAUUACAUUGAAAACAAAAUAGAGGUGUUUGAUGGUGCUGUCAUCAUCUUGUCCUUGGCACCAAUGGUGGCCUCCACAGUGGCCAACGGCCCCAGCAGCCCCUGGGAUGCCAUCAGCCUUAUCAUCACACUGCGCGUAUGGAGAGUGAAGAGGAUCAUUGAUGCGUAUGUCCUUCCAGUGAAAGUGGAGAUGGAGAUGAUGAUUCAGCAAUAUGAGAAGGCAAAAGUUAUUCAAGAUGAGCAGCUGGAAAGACUAACCCAAAUCUGCCAAGAACAAGGGUUUGAAAUCAGGCAGCUGAGGGCCCACCUUGCCCAGCAGGAUUUGGACCUGGCUGCAGAGAGAGAGGCUGCGCUGCAGGUCCCUCAUGUGCUGAACAAACAGAGCAGCAAGAGGUACAAGGUGGUGGCCACCGAAGACUCGGACGACGAAGCCACCGAGAGCAUCACUGAGCUGCACCCUGCACGAGAGGAUGACAUGAACAAUUACAUCAGUCGAUACUACAAUGAGCCCAGCAGUGACAGCGGAGUCCCCGAGGCCAUCUGCGUGGUGACCACGGCCGCCAUCGACGUGCACCGGCCCAACAUCUCGUCGGAGCUGUUCACGGUGGAGGUGCCCCUGCGCCUGGGCAGCACCGGGACCUCUGCCAGCCUCACUUCGGGCAGCGCCUCGCGCUCCACCGUCAGCUCGGGCACGCGGGGCUGCAGCGAGAGCAGCCAGACGCUGGGCUCCUCCCCGGACUGCAGCGCGGCCUGCGAGGAACCGGCCCAGGCGGGCCCGGGCCCGCGGGCCGAGCUGGGCCCCGGCAGGCCGGGCGUGCCUCACACCGUUGUGCAGGAGCUGCUCUCGUCCCUGUCCGAAGAGGCGUGCUUAGCGCAGAAGGGGCUGGAUCCUGUCAAUCUGAAGCUGUCCAGCCCAGCCGGCUCGGUGGGGGCCAGCCCCGACCUGGGCCACCGGCUCAGUGUCUACAACCGCAGGAACCAGGAGAGUCUUGAUGUCUUCCAGCUCAAGCCACUCCUCGACUGCCCCCAGGGUGCCCCAAUGAUUGAGGAGAAGUAUGGGGCGCUGGGGCCCCCAGAGCCACGGCUGGGCAGGGUUCCUGAGGCAUAGAACUAA
Molecule: messenger RNA, 1578 nt
Organism: Cinclus cinclus
Lineage: Eukaryota; Metazoa; Chordata; Aves; Passeriformes; Cinclidae
Gene: TMEM266
Product: transmembrane protein 266
Exons: 10
Coding region: 1-1572 (523 amino acids)
Biological process (GO): transmembrane transport; monoatomic ion transport
Cellular component (GO): plasma membrane
Molecular function (GO): voltage-gated channel activity; monoatomic ion channel activity
Source: RefSeq, a predicted model, not a curated record